Messenger RNA from Lodderomyces beijingensis, 1593 nucleotides. Lineage: Eukaryota; Fungi; Ascomycota; Pichiomycetes; Serinales; Debaryomycetaceae. The record is from the annotation of a GenBank genome assembly.
AUGAAUGGAACUUCACUGAUUUUAACAGAUCGACAGCAACAAGCACUAAACCAAGCAAUUUUACAGUACCUCAAACCCAUCUGUUCCAAUUCAGAUAACGAUGCCAUCCACACACAGCUAUCACAACUUCUACUCCCUACAUCCCACGAGGCACGAGACGAGGAGCAAAUCGUAGAUCGGUUUCUCGAAAAGAAAUGGUCAACAGUAUUGCGACUACAAAAGAAGAUUAUCGAUUUGGAAAAUGAAAUCACCAAUAUACGAAGCAUUAUCGAUACAGAUGCAAUCCAACAACAACAACAACAACAACAGCCUACCUCGAGCAAAGAUAGGCUAAAUUGGCUCCCAAUGACAUCGAUCCAGACUUUUGAAACGCAGUCCGUUAUAACUUCAGUCCAGCUUCACCCGGUGCUACCUCUAGUCUAUUGCUGUUGUUCAGAUGGGUCGAUAUACGUGUGGAACUUUGCUUCGGAUGAAAACUCGCUCCCUGAAAAGAUCAUCAAGGCCCACACAAAGAGCGCCAAUCAACUAGCGAUAUCUUGGAACCCCGUCGAGCUCACCCCUGGUGCCGCUGCCGCCGCCAUUGCCACCACCGCGGGAGCAACUCAGGAUCGACAAUUUCUCCUCGCGUCAUGUUCAUCCGAUCUCACCAUCCGAAUAUACGACGCCACGACCUAUCAGCACUUGCGCACGUUGCGAGGCCACGAACACACCAUAUCGUCGCUUGCGUUCCUGCCGGCAAAUGACCUCCUAUACAGUGUUUCACGCGACAAGACCAUACGAACAUGGAAUGUCCGCGACGGCACAUGUUUGAAGAGCAGCGUGGGGCACAGCGAUUGGGUGCGAGAUUUAGACGUGGUGAGCUCUCUCCGCGAUGGAGAUUUCCUAGUGACAUGCUCCAAUGACCAAAGUGCUAGAUUGACGCAUGCGCCCUCGGGAACAGGUAUCGCGAUGCUCAUUUCGCAUACCCACGUUAUCGAAUCGGUCAGGUUCCUCCCCACGAUAUCGAACCACAUAUUGGAUACCUACAUAUCCAACAACUUGGAUCUUUUCCCUACACUCCCGCGCGACUUGAUCAAAGAUGAUGUAUAUAACAAACUAGGCUACAAGUAUUGCGUCACCGCGAGUCGAGAUAACACGCUCAAGAUCUGGCUUUUGCCACCGCCGCAAUUCAUCCAGGGUAGACCGCCGCUUCCUUCCAAGUACAACCAAUCCCAAGCAUGGCUCAUGGCUACGUUAACAGGCCAUCAAUCCUGGGUUAAAUCAGUAGUUGUACACCCCAACGGUAAAUAUAUUUUCAGUGGAAGUGACGACAAGACGAUCAAAGUGUGGGACUUGAGUGGAUUGAACUUGACGAGCAGAGUCGGGUGCGUUCGAACGUUGCUGGGACACGAUGGGUUCUUAACUGGGUUAGACUUCGCUAGACUUACAAAACGGAGGAAAACUGCCGAGAUGAAUGGCAAUGUCGUCGUUGCGAAUGGACUGAAGCGUCCACAAGAAGAUGACACGGAGAUGAGGUUGAAGGAAGUCGAGAUUAGGUUGAGGUGUGUCUUUGUUAGUUGUGCUACUGACAACCUCGUCAAGAUAUGGAAGUGA